UUUUUGUAAUGAGAUGUCAGACAGAUUCCAUACUUUAUGUCUCUUUUGUCCCAUCAUCAUUGCCUAGAAGCACAGAAAAUGCUGAAUGUGAACUCCACAUCCUUCCUUUAAUAACCCUGAAAGCAUUCAAGACAUUUCACACCUUAGGCAACCUCAUGUGAAUGAAAACCAGCAGCAUUUUACAUGAAUUUAGAGCCCUGAUAUUGGCCAAAACUAGAAAAAAGGCUCAAGGAGGGAAAGAGGAGACCAGUAAACACAUUCUCCCAGCGCGGUCAUUACUGCUGCCCAGUAACACCAAAGGGAUGGACUUAGUUCUUCUAGUCUGAUCCAUUUAAGUCUGAAAUCAAAGACAAGAAGGAAGGUGAUCUGCCCAUGGGAGUUUUAAACUCAUGUUAUGAUUCCUCUCUGGUUAUUCAAGAAAAGUGUGUGAUAAAGUCACCAGCUUGGUUAGGUAGUUUCUGUGUACCAUUCAAAGUAUAUGACCAUGUAUGUGUUUAGUACUGACUGAGAUGGUUGGUAGUCAGCUCAAGGCUCUAUCUGUUAGCUAAAAUGCAGUAUAUCCCUUAAUGAUGAACUUACUAAUAUGGAAUGAGAUCUGCGCACAGACUAUCCUCCAUUUGGUGGAUCUACUUUGACAAUACAACAGCUGGUAACAACUUUUGUAACUUAUCUAGAGCAAUCUGAAUUUCUCUACUGGCAGAAUUUCUGUCCAUGGCAGCUUCAAAACACCUCAUUGGUUAUGUCUUAUGGCUCAAAUUUAGUCCAAUACACAUGAAAGGGGUUAAGGGAUUACAUUAUCACACAACUGAGAAGCAAUCUAUGGUUUUCUGGGCCACCAACCAUCACUGCUGUUCAUUGCAAUGGGCAAACUGUCUUCUGGAGGUGACAGAGACAGGUAUUCCCUAUAGUAACAUUUUGAACAGGAGUUACAUUGCACAGGUCGUUUUUAAUACUGGCCAUUUUUUUUCACCCCAAAAAGAACCCAUUAGAUAUCUCUUCUCCUUCUCCAUCCUUCUGGAAGAGGAAUUUCAGUUGUGACAGUGGGGAUGACCAUGUAGAAUCUGUAAUUAUCAGUGUCAAGACUGCCCAGCAUUAAAGCCAGUUCCUUGGCGUUAGCUGGAUGUAGGACCUUGGACAUGGUGAAAGUCAACAGCGCAUCUGUGCUUCCUUGAGGAAUCGGGUUGAGUAAUAAUAACAGUUGGCAAGCUAACCACAAACUCUUGGCAAACUGUGAGGCAACUGCAUCUUAUGUCACUUUGUUUCCCUCCAUUUUUCUAAAUUGUGGUCAGAAGUUCAUGGAUUAGCCAGAAAUCUAUCUAUCACUUCUUUUAUACUGAAAAAUACUUCUCUGAAAGGGUGGUCAGGCAGUGGAAUGGGCUGCCCAGGGAGGUGGUGGAGUCACUCACCCUGGAGGAGUUCAAGGAACAUUUGGACAUUUUGAUGAAGGACACGGUUUAGUGAGAGCUAUUGGUGAUGGGUGAGUGGUUGGGCUGUAUGAUCCUGUUGGUCUUAUCCAACCUUGGUGAUUCUGUGAUAAUGUAAAAUAGGAUAUGAAAAAAUACUUGGUGUCUUUGGGUAGAUACUGGACAUGCCAAAGUCAGCAAGGGACUUGGUGCAAGGGAAGAUUGGUAGAUUAGAGGGGACUCACAAAUGUGCCUACGUUCCUCAGAUUUUCACUUUUGCAGAUUGAGUUUGGAUUGGAUUUGGAUUCCAAAUAGUGCCAUAAAACAAAGUGAGUUUGAAUGGUUGUUUGCAAGUGCAGCUGUGCCCUGAAAGUAGAGCCAGUUUCCAAGAUGUUCUGGAUGGCUUAUGGAUUUUGAGUUUGAAUUGUCUACAACAAGAUCCUAUAAAUGCACUGAGAACCCAUUCAAGUAUUUGACAGCCAUGACUGUAAGAGGUUUUUACCUUAUACCAAAUUGGAACCUCAGUUAUAUUUUGUGUCUGAUACCUCUCAUACUUCCUCUGUGAACCACAGAUGAGUGUGCCUCCAUCUUCUUUACCAUGACCAUUAGAUAUUUAUGAACAGCAAUAAAACUCCCUUUCAAGAGUCUUUUCUCUAAGCAUCCAUACUGGAUGCUAAGCUGAUGGACUGGGCACUUAGGCAGUGGUCUGGUGGUUGGUCUAGAUGAUCUUAGUGGCCUUUUCCAACCUUAAUAAUUCUCUGAUUCUAUGAAUCUAAUGGCCUUUUAUUUUAAUUUCCUGUGUCCACUCUGUGUUCUUCUAUUUAUUGAACAGAAAAUAAAUGGAUUGGGAGAGCAAAGAGGCACAAAAUGCAAUGUAUAUAUUGCAAUGGAUUAAAUUGCUCCUACCCAGGAACAGUUUAACUUCUGUCCCAAUAUGUGGCCCAGACCACAGCGGCUUAACGUACCUUACACAAACUGGUGUGUCACAAGAGGUAUUGCAUGAAGAACCUGGGAUUCUCCAGUAGAAAGUCUUUGUAGGUUCAGAGACCAACACUGCUUUUUGACUGGGAAGUGAGAAGAAACUUCAUUCUGGUUGGGUUAGAAGUCACCAAAAAGAUGGGUCACUUUUUGAUUGGCUUGAUGUGGGCUUACUGGAAAGGGAAAACAAGUAUGUUAUAAAAGAGGGUCUCAGUCCCACAGCCAAAGCUGUCUGGAGGGAAGGGACCAAGAAGUGUUCACGUUUGGCUUUUGGGCUCAUCUGAUAUCCGCAUCUCAGCAGAUCUGAAGCCAUGAGGAUUCUUUACCUGCUUUUCUCUCUCCUCUUCCUGGCACUCCACGUUUCUCCAGGGUUGUCUUCGCCCCGGAGGGACAUGUUGUUCUGUAGAAGAGGGACCUGCCACUUUGGAAAUUGUCCCAGCAAUAAAAUCAGAGUUGGAAACUGCUUUGGAUUCCGUUCCUGCUGCAAAUGGCCAUGGGAUGUAUAAAAACUUCAAGAGUCCAUCCAAGAGCUUUGAUGAUUUCAUCCAGGAACCUGCUUUGGAUCCCCUUCAUUCUACAGCAAAGCCUCAGCAGCAAGAAGAACCCUCUCGUGUUUAAUGCAGUAUGUUUUGUGUCGUAAAUACAAAUAUCUUCUGCACUGCCUUUCAUCCUCUUGAAUAAAUUGUCACUGCAUAUCAUCUA
Coturnix japonica (Japanese quail) is the source of this 3083-nucleotide messenger RNA. Its product is annotated as antimicrobial peptide THP2. Gene Ontology annotation, biological process: defense response. Gene Ontology annotation, cellular component: extracellular region. Lineage: Eukaryota; Metazoa; Chordata; Aves; Galliformes; Phasianidae. The record is from RefSeq and is a predicted model, not a curated record.